CUUCUAAAGCUACUAAGACACAUCCGCGAGUGAGUCCUAUCAAAUUGCUCAAGAAUUCUGCAGAAGAUGAUGGAUGCAAGUCAAGUACAGGCACCUCCAUUAGUGUUGAGGAAGCAUUCCGCCGAUACCAUGGAAUGGUUCACUCACAACCCAUUCCUAAAAUUGUUUCUUUCAAUCAACUAUUUGGGACACUUGCCAAAUGCAAACACUAUUCCACUGUGAUUUCUCUGUCCAGAAACAUGUUUUCCUUGCAAAUACAACCCGAUGUCUUUACACUGAACAUCUUAUUAAACUGUUUAUGUGGGUCGAAUCGGCCAGAUUUGGGCUUCUCUGUCUUUGGGAUCAUCAUGAAACGUGGUUUCCAGCCAGAUGUUGUCACAUUGAAUACUCUACUUAAGGGGCUCUGCGUGGAGGAUAAAAUUGGAGAUGCCAAAGCAUUGUUCCACAAGAUACUCAAAGAAGGGUAUCCUUGUAAUGAAAUCACCUACGGAACCAUAAUCAACGGGCUCUGCAAGACGGGAAACACCUGUGAGGCUCUUGAAAUGCUUAGGUCGAUGGAACUUGAGGGUAAAUAUAAGUCUAACGUUAUCAUGUAUAGUGCAAUCAUCGAUGGCCAUUGCAAAGAAGGAAUGGUAAAUGAGGCCCUGAACAUAUUCUCUGAUAUUGUCGGGAAACACCUCUCCCCAAAUGUUGUUACUUACAAUUGUUUAAUUCAUGCGCUUUGCAAUUUAAAUCGGUGGAAAGAGGCUCUAAAUUUGUUCCGUAAAAUGGUGGACCAUGAAAUCUCACCAAAUGUUAUCACUUACAACAUUCUAAUAGAUGGUCUUUGCAAAAGCGGAAGGAUUGCUGAAGCACAUAAGUUGUUUGAAUUGAUGCUUCAAAGUGGACAGAAGCCUAAUGUUGUCAUUUUCAGUUCUUUGAUUCAUGGCCUAUUCAAUUCUGGCCAACCCGAAGAAGCCACUGGAUUGUUAGAGAAAAUGUUGGGACUAGGAAUCUCUCCUGAUGUCGUGACUUUUACUAUUCUGAUAGAUGGUCUUUGCAAAGAUGGAAGGACUGCUGAAGCACAUAAGUUGUUUGAAUUAAUGCUUCAAAGAGGACUGAAGCCUGAUGUUGUCACUUUCAGCUCUUUGAUUCAUGGCCUGUGCAAUUCUGGCCAAUCAGAAGAAGCCACCAGAUUGUUAAACAAAAUGUUGGAACUAGGAAUCUCUCCUAAUACCGUGACCUUAAGUGUUUUGGUUUUUGGCGUAGGCAAUUCUGGCCAGUGGAAAGAAAUCACUAAAUUGCUGAAGGAAUUACAGAAUCGAGUUCAAAUGGGUAGGUGGUCUUCUCUUAGCCCUUCUCUUCCGCUAUGUUUGCUUCUUUCAUCUUCUUUUUCUUCUAAAGCUACUAAAACACAUCCGCGAGUGAGUCCUAUCGAAUUGUUCAAGAAUUCUGCAGAAGAUGAUGGAUGGAAGUCAAGUACAGGCACCUCCAUUAGUGUUGAGGAAGCAUUCCGCCGAUACCAUCGAUUGGUUCACUCACAACCCUUUCCAAAAAUUGUUGCUUUCAAUCAACUAUUUGGGACAGUUGCCAGAUGCAAACACUAUUCCACUGUAAUUUCUUUGUUCAGAAACAUGUUUUCCUUGCAAAUACAACCCGAUUUCUUUACACUGAACAUCUUAUUAAACUGUUUAUGUGGGUCGAAUAGGCCAGAUUUGGGCUUCUCUGUCUUUGGGAUCAUCAUGAAACGUGGUUUCCAGCUAAAUGUUGUCACAUUGACUACUCUACUUAAGGGGCUCUGCAUGUUGGAUAAAAUUGCAGAGGCCAAAGAGUUAUUUCACAAGAUACUCAAAGAAGGGUAUCCUUGUAAUGAAAUCACUUAUGGAACCAUAAUCAACGGGUUCUACAAGACGGGAAACACCUGUGAGGCUCUUGAAAUGCUUAGGUCGAUGGAACUCGAGAGUAAAUUUAAGCCUAACGUUACCAUUUAUAGUGCAAUCAUCGAUGGCCAUUGCAAAGAAGGAAUGGUAAAUGAGGCCCUGAAUCUAUUCUCUGAUAUGGUCGGGAAACACCUCUCCCCAAAUGUUAUUACCUACAAUUGUUUGAUUCAUGCACUUUGCAAUUUAAAUAGGUGGAAAGAAGCUCUAAAUUUGUUCCGUAAAAUGGUGGACCAUGAAAUCUCACCAAAUGUUAUCACUUACAGCACUCUGAUAGAUGGUCUUUGCAAAAGCGGAAGGAUGGCUGAAGCACAUAAGUUGUUUGAAUUGAUGCUUCAAAGUGGACAGAAGCCUAAUGUUGUCACUUUCAACUCUUUGAUUCAUGGGCUAUGCAAUUUCGGCCAAUCGGAAGAAGCCACUGGACUGCUAGAGAAAAUGUUGGGACUAGGAAUCUCUCCUAAUGUCGUGACUUUCAGCAUUCUGAUAGAUUUUCUUUGCAAAGACGGAAGGACUGUUGAAGCACAGAAGUUGUUUGAAUUGAUGUUUCAAAUAGGACUGAAGCCUAAUGUCGUCACUUUCAACUCUUUGAUUCAUGGGCUAUACAAUUUCGGCCAGUCGGAAGAAGCCACUGGAUUGCUAAACAAAAUGUUGGGACUAGGAGUCUUUCCUGAUGUCGUGACUUUUAAUAUUCUGAUAGAUGGUCUUUGCAAAGACGGAAGGACUGCUGAAGCACAUAAGUUGUUUGAAUUGAUGCUUCAAAGAGGACAACAGCUUGAUGUUGUCACUUUCAACAUUUUGAUUGAUGGUCUUUGCAAAGACGGAAGGACUGCUGAAGCACAGAAGUUGUUUGAAUUGAUGUUUCAAAUAGGACUGAAGCCUAAUGUCGUCACUUUCAACUCGUUGAUUCAUGGGCUAUACAAUUUCGGCCAGUUGGAAGAAGCCACUGGAUUGCUAAACAAAAUGUUGGGACUAGGAGUCUUUCCUGAUGUCGUGACUUUUAAUAUUCUGAUAGAUGGUCUUUGCAAAGACGGAAGGACUGCUGAAGCACAUAAGUUGUUUGAAUUGAUGCUUCAAAGAGGGCAGCAGCUUGAUCUUGUCACUUUCAACAUUCUGGUUGAUGGUCUUUGCAAAGACGGAAGGACUGCUGAAAUACAUAAGUUGUUUGAAUUGAUGCUUCAAAGAGGACUGAAGCCUGAUGUUGUCACUUUCAGCUCUUUGAUUCAUGGCCUAUGCAAUUCUGGCCAAUCGGAAGAAGCCACUGGAUUGCUAAACAAAAUGUUGGGACUAGGAAUCUCUCCUGAUGUCGUGACUUUCAGCAUUCUAAUAGAUUCUCUUUGCAAAGCCGGAAGGACUGUGGAAGCAAAUAAGUUGUUUAAAUUGAUGUUUCUAAGAGGACUGAAGCCUAAUGUCGUGACUUUCACCAUUCUGAUAGAUUUUCUUUGUAAAGCCGGAAGAACUUCUGAAGCACAGAAGUUGUUUGAAUUGAUGCUUCAAAGAGGACUGAAGCCUGAUGUUGUCACUUUCAGCUCUUUGAUUCAUGGCCUAUGCAAUUCUGGCCAAUCGGAAGAAGCCACUGGAUUGCUAAACAAAAUGUUGGAACUAGGAGUCUCUCCUGAUAUCGUGACCUUAAGUGUUUUGGUUUUUGGCAUAGGCAAUUCUGGCCGGUGGAAAGAAAUCACUAAAUUGCUGAAUGAAUUGUUGGAUUAAGGAAACUUACCUAAUGUAG
Messenger RNA from Telopea speciosissima, 3642 nucleotides. RefSeq names its product protein Rf1, mitochondrial-like. The coding region runs from base 135 to 3623 and encodes 1162 amino acids. The record is from RefSeq and is a predicted model, not a curated record. NCBI's taxonomy places the organism in Eukaryota, Viridiplantae, Streptophyta, Magnoliopsida, Proteales, Proteaceae. Gene Ontology annotation, molecular function: protein binding. The transcript is spliced from 2 exons.